AUGCAUAGGCGGCCUCUUUUUGAUGACAAUUCGUCGCAUGCAAUUCAUACUAUUUUGCCUUUGCGCGAAAUAAUGAAAAAUCAUGCUAACUUACCUGCUGGAGCAAGUUGCUUUGAAUGCGAGAAUCACAAAGAUGGGUUUUGCGAAUGGGCGGCAUGUCAAUGUUAUUUGGAAACACCAUCGACAUCUAUUAAUAGUGGUGGUGGUUCGUUGGAUUUCUCUGAUCGUAUAUGGCUUGGAUGUUCGAGGCAAAAAAUGCCUCAGGUGUUUAGCGCACUAAAUGCGCUUAAUGAGACAUUGAUUUCGAAGCUAUGGAUUUGGGAUUCCCUAAUAAAUAUUAUUCCAACUGAUAUGUUCGCGCAGGUUCGUCCAAGAAUUUUGUCAAUCGAACGUUCUGGAUUGAGCGUUUUCCGCAUUGGAGCUUUUGCUAACAUUGGUCGAAGAUUGCGAGUACUUCAGUUAAAGAAUAACAUUUUAAAAAAAAUUGACGCGGCUAUGUUUAAGGAUCUUGAUCGGCUAAAAAUUCUCGAUCUUAGUGGUAAUAAACUCUCCUUAAUUACUAAAGAUCAGUUAAGUUCAUUAAAAGAUUUGGAGACUUUAAUUAUUAGCGAUAAUCAAUUGUCUUAUAUCGAAAAUGGCACAUUCAGUGCUCUUAACAAUUUAAAAAUGUUAAACUUAGCAAAUAACAAACUAACAAAUAUUACAAGGGAUACAUUUGCAAAUCUUAUCAGUCUCGAACAUUUAAAUCUUCAGAACAACAAUAUUAUGGAUCUUGAUUGGAAUGCAUUUACUCAUAUGAGAAAUCUUAAAACUCUUAAUUUAGGUAAUAAUCAUAUAAGCAAAGUGGACAUUCGUGGUUUGAAGAGUUUAGAAAAAUUAUUUUUGAACAACAAUAGCAUUCAAUCAUUGAAGAAUGUGAGUCUACGCACUUUACCCAAUUUGAGCGUCCUAAAUUUGGACAGAAAUGCUAUUACUCAGAUCUUUGACGGAGAUUUACAUUCUUUAGGAGAGAGUGUCAGAUUACAAUCGCUUUCAAUGGCAGCUAAUCAAAUAAAAAAUAUUGAAGCUAGAGCUUUUAAACCAGUUCAUCGUUUAACCAAAUUAUCACUUCAGGAUAACCAAAUUUCGAUAUUAACAACAAAUGAAGGAGAGGCGAAAAUAUCAUUCUUGCAUCCUUUGAAAAAAGUGACCGAUUUAUUUUUAUCAAAUAAUCGUUUGUCACGAAUCAGUGAUGCAGAUCUUAGUUCUCUUCAUUCACUAAAAAUCCUCGCUGUCGAUCACAACGAGAUUGAAAAAAUUGAUGUUCGUGCAUUUGUUGAAUUGCCUUUAAAUCGUUUGUACCUCAAUCAUAAUCGCCUUCAAUUUAUUGAUAAAGGAGUACUUGAAAUGCUUCCUUCUGAUCUUGAUGUUAUUGAUAUAUCAGGAAAUCCUUGGCAGUGUAUUUGUGGUGAGGAAUGGAUAAAUGACUUUUUAAUACCAUUUGGUGACAAAGUCAUAACCGAUGGCAGUAUGGGUUGCAUUGAAACGAAGAUUUGUUUGGAUCGAAUUAACGAAGAAAGCGAACAUAGUAUUUGGAUAACUGUUAUAGCUAGCAUCCUUGCAGCUGCUUCUCUCUGUAUGCUUGCAGUCAUUGCUCUUAUGUGCUCAGAAUGGAAGUUCAAACUUUCCAAAACAUUAUCAUCAGAUCGCUUACGGCUAAUACCGGAUGGUGGCUCCUCAUCUUCACUUCCUCAUGAUAGCUGUAUUGAACCACUAAUCUCAAGUGGCUCCAUACAAAAACCAUUUUUGGUUAGCAGUUUCCGUUCAUCUGAUUUUGAUAGGUCGAGCAAUGGAUGGGAUACAGCUGCAAAUGGAAUCGAGAAAAAAAGGGUUCGAUUCAAUGGAAUUUAA
Dracunculus medinensis (Guinea worm) is the source of this 1890-nucleotide messenger RNA. The record is from the annotation of a GenBank genome assembly. Lineage: Eukaryota; Metazoa; Nematoda; Chromadorea; Rhabditida; Dracunculidae.